Juglans regia (Persian walnut) is the source of this 1815-nucleotide messenger RNA. RefSeq names its product protein ACCELERATED CELL DEATH 6-like. Gene Ontology annotation, cellular component: plasma membrane. Gene Ontology annotation, molecular function: protein phosphatase 1 binding; protein phosphatase regulator activity. Lineage: Eukaryota; Viridiplantae; Streptophyta; Magnoliopsida; Fagales; Juglandaceae. The transcript has 4 exons. Bases 49 to 1815 code for a protein of 588 amino acids. The record is from RefSeq and is a predicted model, not a curated record.
UGCAUUGCUUACUUACUCGAUCAGAACAUACAAACGCGCCUCACUGCAAUGGAUCCUAUUAUCUAUAAAGCAGCGGCACAAGGCAACCUGGAGGCCUUUGAACAAUACGAUCAUAUCUCCCAUCCACUUGAUGGAUUUUUGACAGUUAAUAAAAAUACAAUCCUACAUAUUUGCAUUUCAAGUAUUCUCGUUAAAGAAAAGUAUCCCGCUACUGGAGGAACUAACCAAGCCUCAGCGGCAAAAUUUGUGAAAGAUGUACUAGGCAAGUGUCCGUCACUUUUAUUGAAAGCCAAUGCGGAAGGUGAUACUCCGUUACAUGUGGCGGCAAGGUAUGGGCAUGCUUCCAUAGUCGAAGUCCUGAUUGAACAUAAAAAAUCCCAACAUCAAGAUCUCGAAAGUGGAGUACGCGUUGAAGCUACUACGGAGAUGAUUGCGAAGCUGAACAAUGAGAGAGACACGACCUUACAUGAGGCUGUACGUCACAAUCACAUUGAAGUGGUAAAACAGUUACUAAUGGAGGUAGAUCCAGAAUUUUCGUUUGGUGCUAAUGUUGCUGGUGAGACCCCACUUUACUUGGCUGCCGAGAGACACUUUCCAGAUUUGGUAUCUGAAAUUUUGAAAACAUUCCAAUCACCAGCUUAUGAUGGCCCCUUGGGUAGAACGGCUUUGCAUGCCGCAACAUUUUCAAAUGAUGCAGGAAUGACCGAAAACAUUUUGAAAAGAUAUGGACGUGAUCUAUGUAAACAAGUAGACCAAAAUGGUUGGACUCCGCUUCACAUGGCUGCAUACACGGGUAACAUUGAGCCAACAAAACUAUUGCUGGAAUUUGAUAGAGAGGUAGCAUAUAUGAAAGACGCAGAGGGUAGGAUAGCUCUUCACAUUGCAGCUCAUCGCAACAAAGAACGAGUAACAAAAGAGAUUAUAUCAAUGUGUCCAGAUUGUUGCGAAGUGGUUGACAAUAAAGGCCGCAACGCACUCCAUCUCGCCCUGAUGACCAACUUGUGGCCAGAUGUAGCGCUAGUGAUACAAGAUAAUUCGUCUCUCCGGAAUCUUUUGAAUCAGAAGGACAACGACGGGAAUACACCUCUCCAUCACUAUUCCAUUUCUGCUCGUUACCACGACCGUGUCCUGAAUUCUCCAAGAGUUGACAAAAUGGUCUUCAACAAAAAGAACCAGACUGCUUAUCAAAUCUUAACAAGUAAAAGCUUUCCAUCUGUUGAUCGUAAGAAAAAGCGGCGAGUUAUUAUUAAAGUCCAGGAAAAUUAUGAUUUCCAUGUCAAUGGGCGAGUAUUAGAAGUUGGGCAUGAUGAAAUUGAGAAAAGUUAUCCGACGGAGGAGAGUGAUAAGGAGUGGAAGAAGAAGACGAUAGAAGAGAUGGAUAAAGCGGCUCAAGCCCAUUUGGUAGUUGCUGCACUCAUUACAACCGUGACCUUUGCAGCAGGCAUUACCAUGCCAGGGGGCUUCAUUGGUGGAGAUGAUCAUCCACAUCCAGGCUCUGCAGUUCUGAGGAAUAGUGUUGCUUUCAAGGCUUUUAUCAUUACAAAUGCCCUAUCAUUGAUGCUAUCUGGUUCUGCUAUCUUUAUGCACCUUAUUAAUUCACUUCUCCCUUCUGAUGACUUCUUCCAAAAGCGCAUAAGUUUUCUUGAUAUGGCCUUUCAGUUCCUUCUUUCCUCCAUGGUACCGAUGGUUUUGGCAUUUGUCACAGGAACAUAUGCUGUGUUAGCGCAUUCAAAUAUUGCCAUUCCCAUUUGUAUUAUUUGCUUAUCCUUCUUUCCUAUCCUUGUUUAUAUAUAUAGAAAAUUAAUUAGGGAUUAA